Messenger RNA from Glarea lozoyensis ATCC 20868, 993 nucleotides. RefSeq lists its product as uncharacterized. The record is from RefSeq and is a predicted model, not a curated record. The transcript is spliced from 4 exons. Bases 1 to 993 code for a protein of 330 amino acids. Lineage: Eukaryota; Fungi; Ascomycota; Leotiomycetes; Helotiales; Helotiaceae.
AUGACUGGGAUCACAAUCACAGUCCGUGUUAACGGACAAGACCUUCCAGAAUAUCCCACCUCCAACGAUCUCCAAAAACUCCAGAACAAAAGAUUAAAGCGUCACAUGGAAAAAGUAACCACGACGCAUUACAUCGAGGUUGAAGAUGGAGCUACAUUCGAAGUAUUCCUUUCAGUGGAGCCUCCAUAUCGAAUGGACUGCCCAAUGCUAGGUUUCAGGGUAUUCGUCGACGGGGAUUGGAUACAGGAACCAACUUUAAGCAGAGAGGUUUACGAGGAGGAUGGGAAAUGGUCUGAGAUCGUAACGGGGCCGGCUGUGGAGGUGGGUGGAAAACUUGCUUAUCGACCUAUGAUAUUCAAACCUGUAGCUGUCACCGAAUUCAUGCUUCCCAGAGCCGUUAUAGCUCAGCACGUCAAGAAAAUGCAAGCGGUAGGAGAGAUAAUCGUGGAGGUUCAUCGAUAUAAAUGUGCGAUAAAAUCUGACCGCUCUAAUCUUGAGAAAGAGAUGGUUUGGGAAAAGGAUUAUGAGAAAGAGGUUCAUUUGAAGUCGGUUGUUAAGGGGACUGUAACCGAGGGGGUGGUAUAUGGAGACACGGUCGAAGCCAACGAGGAAGUUGAAUUUCUGAAACUCAAACACAUGGAUGGUGUAGAUUAUAUGCGGAUUCAACAGAUUUUCAAAUAUCGAAACAAAAAAGCCUUGCAGUCCCUAGGCGUAAUCGAAUCACCACCACCUCCUCCAGAACCGCUCCCCGAAAUCGACAAAGAAACCAUAUCAGCUGACGAAACUCUGUUACUGCAACAAUACCUCGCUAAGCUGCGCGAGGAAAAAAAGGUUAUUAAACAAGAGGAAGGGAUCAAACACAGAAAUGAGCUAGCUUCGGAGUCUAGCUUGGGUUUGAAGGAGGACGAGAAUGAAGAUGGCGAUCCAUUUCGCAGAAGUUUAAGGAGGAAGAGAAGAUGCACCGAGGUUAUUGAUUUAACGGGGGAUGAGUAG